UUUUUUUUCCUUCUUUUCUAUUUUAUAAACAUGUCACUUCAUUCUUCGCCUCCUCCUAUUACUGAUAGUCUUACUGAUGGUAUUGGAUUGACCCCCAUGGUCCGCAUUGGUACACAUAGCAAUGUGGAAGUUUUAGCCAAAUUGGAAUAUAGUAAUCCAACUGGAAGUGUUAAGGAUCGUGUUGCAAAGCAUCUUUUAGAAGAAUAUGAACGUCGUACUCAUGUUGAAGGUUCUAGUACUCGGGUCAAGAUCUUGAUUAUCCCUACAACUGGCAAUCUCGGGAUUUCCCUUGCAACAUUUGCAGCUCGUCACCGGUAUCAUCGUGUUAUUUGUAUUGUACCAGAAAGAACUUCCAAUGAUCGCAUUGCAUUACUGAAAGCCCUUGGGGUUGAAAUCAUUCGGUCUCCCAAUGAAGCCCAUCCUGAAGCUCCAGAAAGUGCAACCUCUGUAGCAGCUCGUCUUGCUGACCAACUAUCUGCCUCCUCUACUAAUGUGGCUAUUUUGGACGAAACAACGUUUAUUCAGGGUGCAUUUGAUGAUUUGGCUGAAGAACUGAUUCAACAGACACAUGGACAAUUAGAUUACUUAUUUGUUGGUGUGGAAUCCGGUGCUACCAUUUCUGGUCUUUCUCAUUAUCUUAAAAACAAGUUGCCCAACUUGAAGGUUAUUGGUGUUGAACCAAUUGAUUCCAUUUUAGGUGAUGACUCUCCUGUACAUACUACUAGUAAUAGUCGCAUUGAUUGGCGUAUAGAAGAUUUAGGAAAUCAUGUGGUACCCUCAUCUUUAGAUAAGAAAGCGGUGGAUGCAUGGGUGAAAGUAUCGGACAAGGAAGCUUAUUCAACAGCAAGACGAUUAAUUCGGGAUCAAGGGAUUCUAUGUGGACCAUCAUCUGGUGCGGUGACGGCAGCAGCUAUUCAAUAUGCCAAACAACAACCUUCUGAAAACCAUUCCACUCAUGAAUAUAGAUCCGUUGUGAUUCUGAACGACAGUGCUCAAAAUUAUACUUCAACUUUACUCAAUGAUGAAUGGAUUUUCGAAAAUGAUUUGGCAGAUGAAGUGAUGAUCAAGGAAUUGGAAUAUCUUUCUUAUGAUCGGUACCGAGCAGCAAGUGUGGAAGAUCUUCAACUACCAGCAGCAAUGACCAUUACACCAUCUACAACCAUUUCACGAGCUUUAGAUUUGAUGUACGAAAGAGAAUAUUCGCAAUUACCUGUUGUACAUGCCAACAAUAAGAAAUUGGUGGGAUAUGUAUCAUUAGCAUCGUUGGAAGCUCGAUUGAAUCAAGGGACAAGUCAUCCUAAUGAUCAAGUAGAUUCCUGUAUGUUCUCAUUCAAAAAUGCAAAAUCAUCUGGUGUCGCUUAUCAAUUGAUCACUCCCGAUACAAGUUUGGCAGAUUUAGCCAAAUUCUUUGAAAAGAACUCAUUUGCAGUGGUAACAGAUGUGAAUCGAAAAUGGUGUCUUGGAGUGGCUACGAAAUAUGAUUUAAUUAGUUUCCUUCAUCGUCGACAAAUUCUUUAGACUAGUAUCUGUUUAUUUUGAAUCUCUUUUUUUAUUUUGUAUAUGAAUAUGUAUAAUAAAAAAAUAAAAAAAAAAAGAAAACAA
Halteromyces radiatus is the source of this 1602-nucleotide messenger RNA. Its product is annotated as tryptophan synthase beta subunit-like PLP-dependent enzyme. The record is from RefSeq and is a predicted model, not a curated record. Gene Ontology annotation, molecular function: cystathionine beta-synthase activity; cysteine synthase activity. Gene Ontology annotation, cellular component: cytoplasm. NCBI's taxonomy places the organism in Eukaryota, Fungi, Mucoromycota, Mucoromycetes, Mucorales, Cunninghamellaceae. Bases 31 to 1518 code for a protein of 495 amino acids. The transcript is spliced from 7 exons.